GAAGGAGGGGUUAAGAUAGCAAUGUGCUGAGCCAAUGGCUUUUCCACAGAGCAGCUGGCUGGCAUCAGGACAGGACAGGCCGCACCGAGGAAGGAUACCUUGAGGACGGCUCUUCGCCGCUCGCUGUAGGACACUGAGGGUGACUUCCAGGAGGUGUUCAUGGGAUGCACUAUUUACGCAGCCAGCCCUAAGGCCCUGCCUGCUGACGAGGCCCCAGGCCAGGACAGAUACUACCAGCUCCCCCACUACCGCCACCCUCAUGGUAACUGCAGUCAGAGGAUAGCAGCCAGCAGAGCCAGGGCCAGGAACAUGACUGAGCAGCAGGAGCAGAGUGAAGAAACAGGCCUGCUCUCAACGCAGGACCUGGACCCCUCCAAGGACGACGACACACACGGCCACUUCAGGUUGCAGCUGAUUGAAGACCUGUCCUAUGAAGAUGUGAAGAAAUGUUACCGGGGCUCGUGUGUGUCUUGCAGCGCCUUGCUCCAGGCCUUGGAUGUGCGCGAGUGUGUGUGUGUUUAUGGUGCCAACGUGCUGAGCCUGGUGCAGAGCUCGCGUCCUUUGAGGGAGAGGGUGGUGUCUGCGGCGAGCGGAGCCGGUGGUGGCGGAGUGGCCGGUGGUGCUGUGCAGGCAGGCCGGUCCGCCAAGGAGCUGCUCAUGACUCUGCCCUGUCCUUCUGCGCAGACUGUCAGCAAGUACAACUCGCAGUACCACAAACUGUUCCAGUGUGUGCCCAAGGAUGAGAUCCUCAUGAAAGUGUACUCCUGUGCUCUUCUCAGAGAUAUCCUUCUACAAGGCCGGCUAUACAUUUCCAGAAACUGGCUUUGUUUCUAUGCCAACCUCUUCGGCAAGGACAUUAAGGUGGCUAUCCCUGUCAUUUCUGUGAGGCUGGUGAAGAAGCACAAGACAGCAGGCCUUGUGCCCAAUGGCUUGGCUAUCACCACAGACACCGGCCAAAAGUAUGUAUUUGUAUCUCUGCUAUCAAGAGACAGUGUAUAUGACGUCCUCCGCAGGAUCUGCACACACCUACAGGUCAAUGGGAAGAGUCUGAGCUUGAAGCAGUUCAUGGAGGAGCCGACCUUAUCGUUGGACGAGUUCCCUGCUCCGGAUGAAUUCCCGGUGGUUGACGAAUUCCCAUCAAUGUUGAAGUGGAGAAGGAAACCCUCAGUGGUGUCUGUGUCCUCCUCCCUUCCUGACCUCCUGGGGAACUCCACCAGCAGCCUGAGCCCCGCAGACACACCCUUCAAAUCAGAACAGCUGCUGGAAGAGCGAGCUCUCCAAACAGACAGAGGUCUUUUAUCAGAGCCAGUGGCAGAGCUGGGCCAGAUGGAGUACCAGCUGCUGAAGUUCUUCACCCUGCUUAUUAUUCUCCUCAUCCUGUCAUCGUGCUACCUGGCCUUUCGUGUGUGCAGUCUGGAGCAGCAGCUGUCCUUCCUCAGUAACCCAAAUCUGCCCCUGAGAGAGAGGUAGCCACUGCUCUCCGAUGAGAGCCAUCGGACUGGCUGCUGUUUUUCUCUUCUUAUGCUUUGAGUUGAUGAUGCCCUCCUGCACAGAUCCAGGACCAGCUUUAGAGCCCAGAAAAGAUCAACCCCUGCAACAUAAAGGAGCAACAUCAACCCGAGUCCAGGCAUCUUACAGACCUUCUCUCUGCGGAAUGAGUUGCUAUUUUAGAGAUCACUUCCAGACUAUGCAAACAGACUGUCUAUUUAUUUCUUAAUUUAAAGUAGGUUUUACUGUAGAUUAUGAUUGUCUACCCUGGCCUCUCCCUCUCACAGACAUUUCAUCUUUAACCACAUGACUCUGCAGUGUAAAUCCCUUUAUCCUAAAAUCUUUGUGGGCACUGAUAAAGUUUAGGAGUGGUGAUGGAGACUAGAGGUGAGGUUGGUGUUGGAGGAUGGAAAGGUGAGAGAUAAUUCAACGCAUUAAUUACUUGAAAAGACUGAGAGUAAAGAUAUUUCAGGUGAUUUGUCAUGAGUCAUCCAUUAAUAUCCAACAUAUUCUGACAACAAGUGGACUAAACCAAAUGAUUUUGUUUUCUGGUAAGAUAUUGCCAUAGCCAUCAGUAGGAAGGCUAAAACUAGCCGCGACAAUGCACUUUUUAAUAUAUGUCCACAUUAUUUCAAAUGUAUGUAACUGUUUAAAGAGUUUAGAUCUAUUUUAUGCUUGAUGAUAGGUACUCAGUUGUCAUUUUUGAAGGUAUUUAUGGAAGGAAGUAAUGUUAUGACCACAGACACUUGGCUGAAUGAAGUUACCUGUCAUUUACCUGUAAUAUACUGGAGCAAUAACACCACUUGUGGGUGUUAACUAUAAUGUGAAUGAGAUGGUUAGAUGACAUGCGUAAUUUUAGUUUUUAGUUGUACUAAUCUGCUGUGUGAAAGGAAAACCCAGGGUGUGUCUUUUAUACAUCUCAAAUGAAGUCACCAAAGACUUAAAAAUGACACAUUGACGUUGAGUGUUCACGUUAUCAUAUCUUUGUCUGAAGAUGUUUUACUGAUUUUGCAGACAUGAAAUGUAGUCCUAGACUAGUCUGUGAAAUCCCUAUGAAUUUAAUUGGCAACGAAAUGUAGAUAAACAAAAAAUGUUUGCGGCUUUUAAUUUAUUUUUCAUCUUUGGUGCCAAGACUUCACUAUCCAACGUUCCAUCCUGUCAUAUUGGCACUAUGUACAGGACCACCAUGAAAAGCCUUGACUCCAACAGCACAGCACAUUUUUAGUAACCUCUAAAACUAAGCCUAAAUCAUAAAACUGGAACACGAUGUUGGCAGAAGAACUUAAUGCUUAAUAAAUUACAUAUGGGACGUUGGCUGUACACCAUUUGCAUUGGUUUUCUUCCACAUGUUUCAGUUUGAAUUGAAUAACUUUUCACUGUUUUCAUGGGUUAAAAAUUUGUAUUUCCAUUAAAUGUCAGCUGUUGAGAAGCUACAAAAACCAACCGUGACUUUAGUCAAGGAAUACAUAAAUGCAAAAACAUGUUUGACAUUAUCUGAUGGGGUUUGAAAAAGCUCCAUAACGUUUUCUAAACUAUAGUGAAACCAUGUGACCCUUAAACUGAUAUGAAGAGAGCUGGAGUUACAAGCUUUUCACGUGACAUCAGUGAUAUAAGGUUAUACGUCAUACUGUAAGUGUAUGACAUGCAGUGCUUUUACUAAUAAACUAAAUAAAUAGUG
Molecule: messenger RNA, 3166 nt
Organism: Siniperca chuatsi (mandarin fish)
Lineage: Eukaryota; Metazoa; Chordata; Actinopteri; Centrarchiformes; Sinipercidae
Gene: gramd2aa
Product: GRAM domain containing 2Aa
Exons: 12
Coding region: 160-1470 (436 amino acids)
Biological process (GO): regulation of store-operated calcium entry
Cellular component (GO): extrinsic component of cytoplasmic side of plasma membrane; organelle membrane contact site; endoplasmic reticulum membrane
Molecular function (GO): phosphatidylinositol-4,5-bisphosphate binding
Source: RefSeq, a predicted model, not a curated record